AAGAGCUCAGCAGAAAAGACAGAGCGGAGAGUCGAGACUGACGGAGGGGAAAAGAUAUUAACGGAUAUUAUACCAGUUUAUAUUUUCAGUCAGCAGAAUGUUUCCUUCAGUUUGUCCUAAAGCUCUGCUGUUGGUCCUGAUGUGUGUGUGUGCUGCUGCUGCUGCAAGAAACGACAGUGACAUGGUACGAGGUUCGAGGACCUUUGUCAUUCGUUACAAAACAGUCACAGAUGAACCAACCAGCCAGGAUGAUGUUUACGGAGAGGACGAUGAUUUGAUCAAACCGAAUCGUUCUGCAGUCGGUUGGCAGCCUGACGCAACCAUAUCCCGUACCCAGGUCAUCUCAGAGGAUGUGCUGCUGUUCCUGACGGGCCCCGUGUCCACCGUCCUCAUCCCGUCCUUCUACUCGCUGGUCCUCAUCAGCGUGCCGAUCAACAUCUGCGCCGUGCUGGCCUUCGCCCGGAGGAUCCGGCCCAAGAAGCCGGCAGCGAUCUACAUGCUGAACCUGGCCUGUGCUGACCUGAUCUUUGGCAUCCUGCUCCCCUUCAAGAUCUCCUACCACUUCAGAGGCAACGACUGGGUAUUCGGACCCUUCAUGUGCCGUGUGGUCACCGCAGCCUUCUACUGGAACAUGUACUGCUCGGUCCUGCUCAUAGCCUGCAUCAGUGUGGACCGGCUCCUCGCUGUGGUCUACCCCAUCGACUCCCUGGCCUGGAGGAGGCCACGCAACUCCAUCAUCGCCUGUGUGACCAUGUGGAUUCUGUCCUUCGCUGGUUCGGUGCCCCUCGUCCUCUCCGAUCAGACUCAUCACAUCACUGCACUGAACAUCACCACCUGUCAUGACGUCCAGGUCAUAGACGAUCUGAUCUGGAAGUACAGGAUCUACUUUGUCACCCUCUGCUGCGCCCUCUUCUUCCUGCCGCUGCUCGUCACGGUGGUGUCCUACGCUCGGGUGAUCUGGUGCCUGAGCAGGGUCCCCGUCGGUGUCCCAGGAGGCUCCCGCAGGAGAACAAGAGCGGUGGUGAUGUCUGUAAUGGUCCUGGUGAUGUUUGUGCUGUGUUUCGCACCCACAAACUGUCUGCUGCUCGCCCACUACCUGCAGUUCAACGAGGGAAUGAAGGAGAACCAGCAGCAGGAUCCCAACGGUUCCUACUCAGCCUACCUGGUGUUCCUGUGUCUGGGAAGUCUGAACUGCCUCCUGGAUCCUCUGGUCUACUACUUUGGAUCGUCCCAGUGUCAGAAACAACUGUCCAGCUUCCUGAGGUGUGAGAAGAUCAGGGCGGGCAAGAACAUCAGUCACUCAGCGACGGAUUCAUGCAUGUCCAGCAACAGAGCGAUCCUGAAGUCCAGAUGCACAGAAAGCUCCAGAAUAAACACGUUGGAUCCUCUUACUGUGGUUGUGGAGGAUAAGUAGUAAACUUGUUUCACCAUUUGUCUGUUAUAAGUCUUUUUUGCAUUAUGGUUCACUUUCAUAUAGCUGAUGAAUAUAAAGCCUCACCUGCUCACAGUCUCUGGUCUCCUGCGGCUCUCUGCUGGUGGGAAAUGUACUUAAUCUCCAUUUUACAACAUCGUCCAAGUUGUUUUCUCCUCCAGCAGGUGGUGCGGCUGUACUGUUGAUAAAAGAUCACCUGAAAGAUAAACUCCAAUGUCAACUAUCAGUGUGUAUGGAGUUAUGUUUGGAUGUAAAUUGCUUGUUACUUUUCAUGCUCUUCCUGUAUCCUGUAUAACAUCUACAGCUGUAAAAUGAUCCAAACACAUUAAUGUAGCAGUGAUAUUAAUCCACAUCAGAUAUAAAAGGGAAGUACAAAUACUUUACUAACACUAAUGCUUUUAAGAGAUUUUUCAGGUGUCUGUCCUUUACUUGAGUAUCCACUUACCUGACAGUUUUUGACUUUUCCUUCCUAUAUUUCAACACAAAUAUCUUGA
Acanthopagrus latus (yellowfin seabream) is the source of this 1926-nucleotide messenger RNA. RefSeq names its product proteinase-activated receptor 1-like. The record is from RefSeq and is a predicted model, not a curated record. The coding region runs from base 98 to 1414 and encodes 438 amino acids. Gene Ontology annotation, molecular function: thrombin-activated receptor activity. Gene Ontology annotation, cellular component: membrane. Lineage: Eukaryota; Metazoa; Chordata; Actinopteri; Spariformes; Sparidae. Gene Ontology annotation, biological process: phospholipase C-activating G protein-coupled receptor signaling pathway; thrombin-activated receptor signaling pathway; positive regulation of Rho protein signal transduction. The transcript has 2 exons.